UUGUCUGAGUAGCUGUGUAAUCUCGCGAGAUUGCCUAGGUACUACUAAUCGAGGGGGCUAUAUGUGUGAGCUUGCGAACAUACUGUACUUGAAAUAAAUUGAAAAUAAACAAUAUGAAAAUAAAAAGUGAGAGAUAAAACCAAAUAAUUGAUUCUGCCCUUAGACUUCAUGAACUGUGUGUUAUUGUGCAGACACUUCUAACUCCGUACCAGCAGAGGGAGCUGCGCGGCUGCUGCCCGUUGGGGGUGACGUCACUUCCUGGCGGGGUUUCCUUCUCAAACUAACUGAUGUAAACAAAACCAGCGUCCAAGAAGUAACUGGGAGCAAAGCUGUUCACAUAUUUCACAAAGCAGUUUUAAAGCAUUCGACACAUUAUUAGGAAGGAUUAACUUAUCCUUAAAUAAAUAUUUUGGAAUUAGCGACUACGUUAACGAAAUCGGGCAAGCGUGAGGAUUUGGGAACCUCGAACACACACCAUGGAGGCUGGUCCUGCUCCUAACGGCUCCACUGGACAGAAGAAUAUGUCACCCGUGGACAUGCUGAGAAUAAAGCAGCAGAUGUCCAACCAGUGCUUUGAGAUGGCUGUACAGCUCAAUGCAGGAAAGAAUAAGAGGUCAUGCAGCACAUCUGAAGCGGAGAGAGAUUUACCAGAUUAUGUCACUGAGCUGGAAGAAGUCAAGACCAAUUAUUUUAACAGCACACUGGCACUGCACAGAAUGCAGAUGUGGCAUGCCAUUGGAGAAAAGCUGAAACAAAAUGAUGCAGAAGCUGAUGCACUGAAAGCUGUGAGCAAUCGCUGCAUGGGCAUGUGUUCACAUAUCCAACAAAUUCAGAAAGAGUCGAGAGAUCUUCAAAACGAAAUAACAGAUGUACAGAAGAAGAGACUUGAGAUGAAACGUCUCACACAUGAGAAAAUGAAAGAGAUCGAGGAGUUGAUGUCUAAGAAAGAGCAUCCAGACAUAGAGAAGUACAAAGCAGUGCUGGAGAAAGGUCUGGCCAACAUGGAGAAAUAUAAAAAGAUAACCAUCAUGACACAGAACGUCCUCAGGGGAAUCCUCUUGGCCUGUAAAGUCCACUGGCUGGACGAUCCAAAACUUCGAGAUCUCGUCAUGACACUGGAGGAGUUUCCUGUCUUGGACUAAUUCACUCAUAUUUAUGUUUGCGUUUUCUUUUAACUAUCUCAUUUUAAAUAAAAUCUAAAUCCAC
Molecule: messenger RNA, 1206 nt
Organism: Solea senegalensis (Senegalese sole)
Lineage: Eukaryota; Metazoa; Chordata; Actinopteri; Pleuronectiformes; Soleidae
Gene: cenph
Product: centromere protein H
Exons: 10
Coding region: 477-1142 (221 amino acids)
Biological process (GO): mitotic spindle organization; chromosome segregation; kinetochore assembly
Cellular component (GO): nucleus; kinetochore
Molecular function (GO): kinetochore binding
Source: RefSeq, a predicted model, not a curated record